Molecule: messenger RNA, 2127 nt
Organism: Bactrocera dorsalis (oriental fruit fly)
Lineage: Eukaryota; Metazoa; Arthropoda; Insecta; Diptera; Tephritidae
Product: cilia- and flagella-associated protein 20
Exons: 3
Coding region: 1317-2042 (241 amino acids)
Biological process (GO): regulation of cilium beat frequency involved in ciliary motility; positive regulation of cell motility; cilium assembly
Cellular component (GO): ciliary basal body; motile cilium
Source: RefSeq, a predicted model, not a curated record
UUCGAACCGCAAUUCGUGGAUUUUCGCCAUGGCGACUAUUGAGGUGUGAGAUGGUGCGUUGUCUUGGUGGAACAAGACUUUCUUUUUUUGCAAAUGUGGCCGAUUUUUCGAAAUUUCUUCCUUUAGCUUGUCCAAUAAUGAUGCGUAGUAUGCUCCUGUCAUAGUUUUUCCUUUUUCAAGAUAGUCGAUAAAAAUAAUUCCAUGGCUGUCCCAAAAAACACUCGCCAUCACUUUCCCAGCCGAAUACACAGCUUUAGAUUUUUUUGGGACUGGUUCCCCCUUUUCAAUCCACUGUUUAGAUUAGUUUUUUGUUUCGGGCGUAUAAUGAUGAAUCCAAGUUUCGUCUACAGUUAUCAAUCGGCGCCAAAACUCGGUCUUAUUGCCUCUAAACUGAGCCAACAGAGCGCAGGAAAUGUUCAUGCGCGCACGUUUGUGGUCUAGCGUAAGCAAACGCGGCACCCAACGCGCGGACAGUUUUCUCAUGCCCAAAUCUUGGUUUAAUAUGUGACAAACAGUUUCUUUUGACAUCUUCAUAAUCUCAGCUAUUUCCCUAACUUUAAUCCGGCGGUCGUCUAGUACCAAUUGAUGAACUUUAGCGAUGUUAUCGUUAGUGGUUACAGUUUUUGGGCGCCCAGGAAGUUCAUCAUCUUCCAAGCUCCUGCGACCACGUUUAAAUUCAGCUGCCCAAAAUUUUACGGUGGUAAACGAUGGUGCAGAGUCAUCAUACACAGAGUCCAACUCAUCUUUGAUUUAUGAAGGCGUAUUGCCUUUCAAAAAUAAAAAUUUAAUUACAGCUCGAUAUUCAAUUUUUUCCAUUUUGGGGAAAUCACCGAAAUAGACUCACAAAAACGACUGUCAACAGAUAAUUGCGCAAGAUAAAUUUCUGAAAUUUUGGCGAGUAGCUAUUAUAAUAUGCACAAUUUGAAAUAGAAACUUUUUUUUCAGAUGUGCCGCUAGCUUCACGUUGAGGUCGGUUAUUUAUCGGACAGCCCUCGUAUACUUCCUGAUCAUUUUUUAGAAUUAAUAUUCAAAAUUGUUGUUAGUAAUUAAAUUGUUACACUUCGUACACAUGUAUGAAUUUAACGUAUAAAUAAAAAAAUAAAUCUGUUAAGUGAGCGUGCACUUGGUUGUUGUGGGAACAGUGGCAUUUUUAAACAAAAUUCAUAUGAUACUUUGAAUAUUUCAAACUUAAAAACAAAACUUUGAAUCUAAAAAUUCUGUAGCACAACUACGAAAGAAAAAAAAUAAUUAAUUUAUACCCAAUAUAAAUCAGAAUAACAAUUUCAAAUAUUGUAGAGAAUAACGAUUAAAUAAAAAUGUUUCGAAGUAGACAUCAGAAAGGUUGUUUUUCUGUGUUUUACAGCUUAGGUAGCAGUCCGUUACAAUUUUGGUCUACGCAUAUCCAAAACGGUUAUGUUAAAAGGGUUGUAGAUGAGGAUGUUAAAUCUAUUGUGAUGGAGAUUAUGGGUUCAAAUGUAUCAACCACAUAUAUAACGGGGCCCCGAGAUCCCAAAAUGUCCUUCGGUAUCAAACUACCUUUUUUAGUAUUGCUCAUAAAGAAUCUACAUAAAUAUUUUACUUUUGAGGUUAAAAUUUUAGAUGAUCAACGGUUUAUGCGUCGUUUUCGAGUUUCGAAUUUUCAAAGCAAAACAUCUGUAAAGCCCUUUUGCACGGCUAUGCCAAUGGGUAUGUCCCCAGGUUGGAAUCAAAUUCAUUUCAACUUAGCGGACUUCACACGCCGUGCCUAUGGCACCAACUACAUGGAAACCGUUCGUCUACAAAUACAUGCCAAUGUACGCAUAAGGCGCAUAUAUUUUACUGAUCGCUUAUAUUCGGAAGAAGAUCUACCGAAUGAGUUUCGUUUGGUUUCGAAACCUGCUGAAAAGAAAAAGCAUCGUGAUUACACAAUUCCCGCAGCACGGCCUCCAUCCCCAGCGAAAUCAGCGGCUACAACUGAGCGACUUGGUUCUCCUACUGGCGAGCCUUCAGUCGCUGAACCUUCAGAAGUACCUACUGAAAUGGAUAUUGAAAAAUAUUACUAAAAGUAUAAUUUGGUAAAAUUCUGUUUGCUUUUUAUCAUAGUAUACGCAUAUAUCCAUAAACAAAAUUAUAGUAAACACAACUUUA